Molecule: messenger RNA, 2695 nt
Organism: Ricinus communis (castor bean)
Lineage: Eukaryota; Viridiplantae; Streptophyta; Magnoliopsida; Malpighiales; Euphorbiaceae
Product: putative glycerol-3-phosphate transporter 3
Exons: 3
Coding region: 764-2344 (526 amino acids)
Biological process (GO): transmembrane transport
Cellular component (GO): membrane
Molecular function (GO): transmembrane transporter activity
Source: RefSeq, a predicted model, not a curated record
GGAAUACAGGAAGUAGGGGUGCACUCAUAUUUUUAACAUCAUGGACUACAGAAACACACUUUCUAUUUUUCUUCUUUAAUUCUUUUUAAAUUUUUAAUUAAGUUUUUAGCUUGAAAUGGUCAGAGCUGAUAAGAUGGAGGAGGAGACGGCAAAUUUCAAUUUCACAGAGUAGUGUUCCUCCAGUCUAUGGGUUUGCAAGACUAUGCUUACAUGCUCUGCUAGUUCAGUGGUUCCACUAGCUGGGCCUGCAGUAGAAAGACCAUUCUUCCAGCAAGAAAGAUCUAAACCUCAUGCCAUACCCAGAGGUCCAAUUACUUCUCCCAUAGAACUUUUUCUCUUUUGGGUUCACACACUUCCAGAACUAUAAAUGAUGCUGGCAUCCAAUACCCAUUGAGCUUGUUUGUUUGUUUUUAAAGGAACAAUAGAUUUCAGUUAGUUGGUCAUUCUAAAUACAUGUUCCAUUCACUAUUAUCACUAAAAUCAAACGCUAAUUUAAUCAAUAAUUUUUAACUUCGUGUAUGCAUCACUAUAAAGAAUUAAGGGUACAUGAUAAGGAAGCUUGACAAUAAAGUAAAGGCAUAUCUGAUCUACCAAUUACCUAAGAGCUAGUCAAGCCCAUUCCACAACUACCCAUAGACAAGUUUCUCUCUUCUUCUUCCUAGUCUUAUCCCUAAAUUCAAGCCCACUAGUCAACCAGAUCCAAAAAGGAAACAUAACAGCAUCAAUUUCCAAGUGUGUUAGAGAAAGAAAAGAAGUUCAAGAAAUGAAGCAAGAGACACUCACUUUGCUACUGGUGAAUCUUGCUGGGAUCAUGGAGAGAGCAGACGAAUCUUUACUCCCUGGAGUAUAUAAAGAAGUGGGUGCUGCCUUGCAUACAGACCCGACUGGACUUGGCUCCUUGACUUUGUUUAGGUCUAUAGUUCAGUCUUCUUGUUAUCCCCUAGCUGCAUAUUUAGCUGUUAAGCACAACCGAGCUCAUGUUAUUGCUUUCGGUGCACUUCUUUGGGCUGCUGCUACUUUUCUUGUUGCCUUCUCCUCUACUUAUUUUGAGGUGGCUGUAUCCAGAGCUCUGAAUGGCAUUGGGCUUGCUAUAGUUGCACCUGCAAUCCAGUCCCUGGUUGCUGAUUCAACUGAUGAUAGUAACCGUGGUACAGCUUUUGGUUGGCUACAACUAACAGCCAACAUUGGUUCAAUUGUUGGGGGACUAUGUUCAGUACUGAUAGCUCCCAUAACAUUCAUGGGAAUUCCUGGAUGGAGGCUUUCAUUCCAUCUUGUUGGAAUAAUAAGUGUCAUGGUGGGUGUGCUAGUCUACCUUUUUGCCAAUGAUCCACACUUUUCAGAUGCUAGUAUGAAAAAUAGGAAUCAAGAUGUAAGUAAAUCCUUUUUUUCAGAAGUGAAGGAUCUAGUCCGAGAAGCCAAGUCAGUCAUAAAAAUUCCAUCUUUCCAGAUAAUAGUGGCUCAGGGCAUCACUGGUUCAUUCCCUUGGUCAGCUUUGACAUUUUCAGCAAUGUGGUUAGAGCUUAUUGGGUUUUCCCAUGAAAAGACAGCACUCCUCGUAGCAUUAUUUGUAAUUGCUGGUUCAUUUGGGGGCUUGUUUGGAGGCAAAAUGGGGGAUAUACUUUCCACACGUUUCCCAAAUGCUGGAAGAAUAAUUCUGGCACAGAUAAGCUCUGCAUCAGCUAUCCCUCUAGCAGCAAUUCUUCUGCUGGGUUUACCUGAUGAUCCAUCCACAGCAUUUAUGCACGGAUUAGUCUUGGUCGUCAUGGGUCUGUUCAUUACUUGGAACGCUCCAGCUACAAAUAAUCCAAUUUUUGCGGAAAUAGUACCUGAAAAAUCCCGGACAAGCGUCUACGCUUUGGAUAGAUCUUUCGAGUCCAUACUCUCAUCAUUUGCUCCCCCAAUAGUUGGACUGCUUGCUCAAUAUGUUUAUGGUUAUAAACCCCUUCCUAAAGGAUCCAGUGAAUCUGAAGAGAUUGCUACAGAUAGAAGAAAUGCUGCAUCAUUGGCCAAAGCUCUGUAUACAGCAAUAGGAAUUCCAAUGGCCCUGUGCUGUUUCAUCUACUCAUUCCUCUAUCGUACCUACCCAAGAGAUAGAGAGCGAGCUCAUAUGGAAGCGCUGAUAGAAUUAGAGAUGGAACAGUUGAUUUUAGAUGAUUCACCUACAAGCAGAGGAAAUUGUCAAGUUGAGUUGGUUGAAGCUGAAGAGGCAUCUGUUAUUGAAAUGGUUUAUGAAGGGGAGGAUUGUCCUGAUCUUGAUGACGAUGAAGAGAAGAUGAUGCCCUAUCGCCAGUUGACAUUUUCCAACCUCAGUGAAUCGCAGAAGAACAUGGAUUUUGAAUUUUGAUAAUGAUACAAUGAUGAGAAACUAGUUAGCAUUCACUUCUCUUGGUGAACGUUAAAAGAAGCUGCGGCUGGCUUUAUCUACAAUGACUGCUCCCUUUAAAGCAUUCCGAGACAGCUCGUGGAAAUUUUUCUUUUGAGGACUAUGAUAAAUGAAGCACAUCAGUGCAGCCAUCCAAAAAUUAUUCAUAUUCAUAGGAGUAUAAACAAGUGAAGGUAUUAGGCUAAUUGUACAGGUCUCUCUCUUUCUCUCUUCUUUUUUUCUUUGGGGGGACUAAACAAAAUUGUGUUUAGAUUUGUUGAAAGAUCCUUUGUGAGGACGAUAUCAGUAAAGAGCAAACACAUUUCAUCAUUA